Molecule: messenger RNA, 1722 nt
Organism: Meleagris gallopavo (turkey)
Lineage: Eukaryota; Metazoa; Chordata; Aves; Galliformes; Phasianidae
Gene: PNPLA1
Product: patatin like domain 1, omega-hydroxyceramide transacylase
Biological process (GO): triglyceride catabolic process; lipid homeostasis
Cellular component (GO): membrane; cytoplasm; lipid droplet
Molecular function (GO): triacylglycerol lipase activity
Source: RefSeq, a predicted model, not a curated record
UGAGCUGCCGAGCUGCUCGAGGAUUACACGGACUGUUUAGAUAAAGGGAGAACUGUUUUUAGCACAGGCAACAAUUAAAAUAGCUGGCGAACAUCCACACCUCCGGCACUGCCAUAAAAAAGGAGAAAAUUCUGGAUUCCACCACCAUCAGGGAUGCACUCAGAGAUGAGAGCCUGAGCUCUGCCAGGUGAGGAAGGCACCGAGGUGGACGCUUGCCCUGGAGAUGGCUGCGGAGGAGCUGCGUGCUCCAGGCACCCCUUUCUCACUCUCCUUUUCGGGCAGUGGGUUCCUCGCGCUGUAUCAGGUUGGGGUGGUUCAGUCCCUCCUGGAGUUGGCCCCCGAACUGCUCAAAUCUGCCUGCAAAGUGUAUGGAUCGUCUGCAGGAUCGCUCAUCGCCGCCGCCGUGGUGUGUGGCAUCAGCCUGGAUGACCUGAAAGAAGUGUUCUAUGCAAAUGCAAGAGAAGCCCGGAAAACCCUGCUGGGCCCCCUGUCGCCCAAGUGCAGCUUGCUGGCCAACCUCAGGGCCGUGCUGCAGCGCAGGCUCCCAGAGGAUUCCUACCAGGUGGCAUCGGGGCGGCUGCACAUCUCACUGACACGGGUGGUGGACGGCCAGAACGUCAUGGUGUCUGAGUUCAGCUCGAACGAGGAGCUCAUUCAGGCUCUCCUCUGCAGCUGCUUCCUUCCUAUCUACUGCGGGUUCAUCCCUCCGUCCUACCGAGGUGUGCGUUACGUUGAUGGGGGAUUCACAGGCCUGCAGCCCGUCUCCAGCCUGGAGGAAGCUGUGAUCACUGUGUCCCCAUUCACGGGAGAGCUCGACAUCUGCCCACGGGACUGCCCUGCCAUCUUCUACUGCUUCCAGAUCUUCAAUGGCAGCAUUCAGAUUUCGGUGGAAAACCUGUGCAGGAUUAGCUAUGCUCUGUUUCCACCCAGCACCAUGGUCCUGAACGACAUUUUUUCCCAAGGGUACCAGGACACUGCCCUUUUCCUCUGCAGGAACAAUGCCUUUGGUGUGAACUACUUCGAUGGCAAUUUCCGCUUUGCCAGCAUGUGUGGGAAGAACGACUUCCCACAGCCCAACAGGAUGCUGAACAGUCUGGGCAAGAGUAUCCCACAGUACCUGGCACCGCGCUUCCUCCCAGACCUGGCUCGGUGGAAGAAGCAGCAGAUAUUUAAACUGCAGGAUCCGCUGUCAAAGGUCCUCCUGCAGCCAUACAAGCUGCCGGCGUUUGUCUGGAAGGGGCUGGAGCAGCUGUGGGGGCUGCUGGAAGACAUCAGCUCCAUGGCAAAACGGUUCCAGAAGCUCCUCCGAACAGUGGUGCCUGGUUUGCCUAAGAGAGCUGGGGCCAGGAGGUGAGAUAUGGAGCAGAGGGGAGGCAGAGUACAGAGCUGGGAAACCCUGAGAGCUUUCACCCAUCAGUCACUGAUACUGAGCUUGGCUAAAAAUUCCACAUCUGUGACACUCCACCUUUAAAGAGCCUUUUUUUUUCCCCCCCUGGAAUGUUUUGCUACUUAUUCAGCAACAUCUGCAAGAAGCUACAAACCAGCCUAGUGCCACCUCCCUACAGCAAUGUAUUCCAGAGCAAUUACAUGCUGGCCUCUGUCCUAGUGGAACACGAGGAAUCUCCACCAAGUGAUGUUUUGGCACUAAACUCUCAGCAGUCAAGGCACUUACCCUUCUAGACAGAGUUCUCAGCCUGCCUAAAGCUUGCUCCACAUUACCUU